ACGGAGACCCUCGCUGUUUUUGGUGAAGUCUCACAAGCGUCGCUACAUCGAAGCAGGUGUUGGAAACACGGGCUAAACAUGGCUUACGGAUAUAUCUCCAGUCUCCUUCUGUGGACCACCUUGUCGGCCGUUCUGUUGACAGGUGCUGCCCAGUUCAUCGCAGUUCAGAGCCAGAACCUGAUGACUGAUAGUGUGUCGGUGGUGGAGGGGGAGACGGCCAUCAUCAGCUGCAGGGUGAAGAACAACGACGACUCCGUCAUUCAGCUACUCAACCCCAACAGGCAGACCAUCUACUUCAGGGACAUGAGACCCUUAAAAGACGCCAGGUUCCAGCUGGUGAACUUCUCUGAGAACGAGCUGCGAGUCGCCCUGAACAACGUGUCCCUCUCUGACGAGGGCCGAUACGUAUGUCAGCUCUACACAGACCCUCCGCAGGAGGCCUACGCAGAUGUUACUGUACUGGUUCCACCUGGUAACCCCAUCAUUGAGGGUCAGGAAGAGCCAGUAACCGAGGGCAACGAGACGGAGAUGACCUGCACUGCGGCCAGCAGCAAACCAGCCGCCAAAAUCCGCUGGAUGAAGGGAGACCAGGAACUGACUGGGACAUCCCAGGUGGAGCCUACCUUUGACAACAUGUACACGGUCAGCAGCCGUCUCCGGGUAACCGUAACCAGGGAGGAUGAUGGGGUUGCUGUGCGGUGUGUUGUCGAGCAUCCAGCUGUCAAAGACUUCCAGGCCCAGAGGAUUCUAGAAGUCCAGUAUAAGCCAGAGGUGAAGAUCUCAGUGGAGUACCCAAAGGGUCUGACCAGAGAGGGCGAGAACCUAGAACUCACCUGCAGAACUCGAGGCAAACCCCAACCACAGCAGGUGAACUGGGUAAAGGUGGACGAUGACGUUCCCUCACAUGCAGUCAUCACCGGUUCCGAUCUGCUCAUCGAGAAUCUCAAUAAAUCCUACAACGGAACAUACAGAUGUGUAGCAGCUAACUUGAUCGGCGAAUCAUACGACGACUACAUUCUAUAUGUGUAUGACGCUCCGACCACACCCCCUCCCCCAAGUACUGCCCCUCCCACCACCAUCAGCACCACCCCCUUCCUAGAUACCACCCAAGAAUCUGUGCCCAGUUCUGAUCCUGCAUUACACGACUCCAGAGCAGGCGAGGGCGUGCCACGGUCAGUGGACCAUGCGGUCAUCGGCGGUGUGGUUGCCGUGGUGAUGUUUGCCAUCCUCUGUGCUCUCAUCGUCCUCGGCAGAUACUUCGCCCGACACAAAGGUACCUACUUUACCCAUGAAGCUAAAGGAGCUGAUGACGCGGCAGACGCUGACACGGCCAUCAUUAACGCCGAGGGCGGAGUCAGCAACUCGGACGAGAAGAAGGAGUACUACAUCUGAUUACCGCCAGAGGCGGC
Alosa alosa (allis shad) is the source of this 1409-nucleotide messenger RNA. Its product is annotated as cell adhesion molecule 1-like. Bases 79 to 1392 code for a protein of 437 amino acids. The transcript has 12 exons. Gene Ontology annotation, molecular function: signaling receptor binding. The record is from RefSeq and is a predicted model, not a curated record. Lineage: Eukaryota; Metazoa; Chordata; Actinopteri; Clupeiformes; Clupeidae. Gene Ontology annotation, cellular component: plasma membrane; neuron projection; synapse. Gene Ontology annotation, biological process: detection of stimulus; susceptibility to natural killer cell mediated cytotoxicity; cell recognition.